Messenger RNA from Neopsephotus bourkii (Bourke's parrot), 3270 nucleotides. It is a transcript of the gene CEP43, whose product is annotated as centrosomal protein 43. The record is from RefSeq and is a predicted model, not a curated record. The transcript is spliced from 13 exons. Bases 282 to 1472 code for a protein of 396 amino acids. Gene Ontology annotation, cellular component: centrosome. Gene Ontology annotation, molecular function: protein binding. NCBI's taxonomy places the organism in Eukaryota, Metazoa, Chordata, Aves, Psittaciformes, Psittacidae. Gene Ontology annotation, biological process: microtubule anchoring.
CCGUUAACGCUUUAAACUUCCCGCCUGCCACUCGCGGCACCGGUGGCCAUGUUGCUUGUUAGCCGCCGCAGUUUCCCGGCGCUGCGGACAGCAGAAGCAGUGGGUGGCUGCGGCUGCGCUGCGUUCUCUUCGGGACCGACGCUGAGGGUUGCGGCCGGCCCGUCGCGCCUCGUUUCUUCGGGCUCCGCCGCUGGGUCGGUGCCGCGGCCGGGAGCGGAGGCGAAUCUGCCGCGCCCGUGCUCCCGCUAGCGCGGUUUGGGCGGUUGUCAGGGAGAAACAAGAUGGCUGCCGCGGCGACGGAGGAGGACACGGAGCUGCGGGACCUGCUAGUGCAGACGCUGGAGAGCAGCGGCGUGCUCAAUAAGAUCAAGGCAGAGUUGCGAGCAGCGGUUUUUUUGGCACUGGAAGAACAAGAGAAAGUAGAGAACAAAGCACCUCUGGUAAAUGAAAGCUUGAAAACUUUUUUAGGUACAAAAGAUGGUCGUUUGGUAGCAGGUCUUGUUGCAGAAUUUCUACAUUUCUUCAAUCUUGAUUUUACAUUGGCUGUUUUCCAGCCUGAAUCAAGCACACUAAAUGGCCUUGAUGGUCGUGAAAACUUAGCUCGAGAUUUGGGAAUUACAGAAGAAGGAGGCACUGUGGGUGGUCCCCUGUUACUGGAGGUUGUUCGAAAAUGUCAGAAGAAUAUUUCAAGCAAUGGAGAAGUGGCUCCAGUUCUAAGUGAUAGCCUGUGCCCCACAUCAAAAUCAUCUGAUGGAAGGUCGAGUACACAUCCAGUACCAAGUAAGGCUACUGAAACCACUCAAAAUGAUACAAGCGAUUCAUCAGGGGAAGGAAGCAAAAGAAGCAUUCAUUUUCUGCCUAAUGAAACAAACCUAGAUCCUCAACUAGAAAACAAAGACUUGAAUACCAAAGAAAAAAGUGAUCCAGGUGUGGAUGAAGAUGAUGUAGAGGGAGAUUCUUUUUUUGAUGAUCCUAUACCCAAACCAGAAAGAACUUAUGGCUGGCCCCUUGAUAAAAGUAGUGAUUCUGAUGAAGGUGCAGGAUCUCUGUCUGUGAAAGAAGGCAGGCAGAAGUCUCUGCAUAGGAAAACUGAAGCUAAUAAAGCAGGAGGUCUGGAUUCCCUUUCUGAUGCACCGCCUUUAAAAAGUGGGUUAAGCUCCCUGACUGGUGCACCUUUGCUAAAGGAGUCUGAUAAUUUGCAUAGAAACACUGUUUUGAAAGACCUGCGGCUGGUGAAUGCAAAACUGGGAUCACUAGAAUUAGGAAAUGGAGAUGACGACGAGUAUGCUGAUGACUUCAACAGUACUAGUCAUCGCUCAGAAAAAAGUGAUAUCAGUAUUGGUGAAGAAAUAGAUGAAAUUUCUGUGGGAACAGAAGAGUCAAUUGCCAGUGAUAAACUUGAAGGCAUCACGCAAGACCUUACUAUUUCUCAGUUAAGUGAUGUGGCAGAUUAUCUAGAAGACGUGGCAUAGAAUUAGACAGCAAAAAUGUUUCAUUGUGCUGGACUAGAAGACUGCUGUGGACUACUAAUUUCAGACAAUCACUUCUUGCUGGAACGUCCACUCUAUUUGUGCCUUGUAUUUCAAAAAGACUGUACGUGGAGAAGGCUUUUAAAUAUUCUUAACACGAACUAAAUGAAAUAUUGUGUUCCCAUUUGAGUCUGAUACUUUUUUCAUUUGGUUCAGCCAGACCUUUUACAGCAGGAGGUGGAUUUUUCCACGCAGAAUGUCCAUUGCUGGCAGUGGGCAUAAUAAAAAACAACUAAUAAGAGAACAGUGACAGAGAAGCAUGUGGCUUUAUAACAAACUUGCACUGUUAUUGUAACAGUCUGAAUUAGUUUUUUUUUAAAGAUAACCAAAGCAAGAACCUUCAGAGGCAGUGGUUCAACUCGCACUUCUUUUAACCCUAUUUUCCUGAGACAGUAUGUAAUACAUAUUUAUGGUAACUAGCCACAACAGCCAGUUGCUCGAGACUUACUUGAAACUGCUGGUUUUCAGACUCCUCUGAAAGAUGGACUUUUUUAGGCACAUCAAAUGGAGAGUAUUUAAACUCUCAAGUCCAAAUUUAGCUAAAUUUAAGAGCUAAGUUUAGCAUUAGUCUUAACUGACUAUUCUUGUUUAAAUCUGUUUUUCAGACCAUUGGUGUUGAAGACCUAAGCUGUUUUUAUACAUGAUAAUUUCAUUGAUGUUACCUGUCGUUAAAUCACAAUAAGUAAUUUUGUAAAGAUCCACAAAUCGUUAACUAAAUCUUAGCAGUUUAAGUUUUUAGCAAUGUAAUGGUUUGUGGAGCUGUUACUGCUGAGGGCUCUUCAUGUGCUGUAAGCUCACUUUCAUUCUUGAAAACUCUUACUGUGUAAAAAUGAGCGCCAGAAAAUGAAACCACUGACCUUGUUUUUCAAAUUGACUGCUGUACAGAAUUGCAUCCAAAUAUUGAAAAAUACCUUGCAGAAGACAUUACGGACACUAAGUUCUAGCUAGGAGCAAAUUCUUGUACUUUCAUUAUACUUUUGCAAAUCAGGGUCAGUAAUGGAAACUGAUAGUUCUUUAACAAUACUGUUGUACGUGGCGCUGCUAUAACAUAUAGGUCAUGGACAUUUGUGAUACUCAAACAAGACUUCAAAAUGUGCACUUUUUGAACAUUGUGAACACACUUGGAAAAUAUACAUGUAAGUGAAUAAAAAUAAUAUGGGGGGGUUUUUUAGGCUUUGUAAUAUUCUUUUUUUUUUUUUUUUUUUGCAGGAACACUGUUGGCUGCUUAUUAGUGGUCGCCACAGUGGAAGUAGCGUGCUAAACUAAAGCCAUUGGUUAAGCAUUAGAGCUGCUACUAGCGUUGGAUGCUGACUUAAAUCUUUGUUUGCACUGGGCCAGCAGGCAUGGAACAGUGCUGGGAAGUUAGGCUUGUACAGUACAUAAAUGAUCUGAGAGGAGAGAGGAAAGGCGUGCCUUUUAUUUAUGUGCACCCCAAAACAGCCAGCAAAAAGCAUCAGAAUAUUUAGUCAUGGUGUUAACUUCUAACUUUGUGCCAUAUUGUACCAGAUGAACACAGAUUUUAUUUUUUUUCCACCCCAAAAAAUCAAUGUGCCAUAGACUUCAAAUAGCAACAACGUUGUAACAUACGCAUCCUGUGGGGGGAAAAAAAUCCCUUUAAGUAUGGGGGAACCUGUGCCUCAAGAUACUACAUAUGAAAAGUUUGUUUGGGGCUGGUUUGGAGUUUUUUUGUGUUUUGGAGAAAUGCAACAGCACGAAUGAAGGAAAUAAAAUUCCAUUUGAA